GCAAGUUAAAAGUUAAAUUUAUGAUUCAAAGUCGCCAAUUUAGAAAGACUCAUGUAGAUAUGCAUUAUGCUUCUGCUAUUUUUAGGUACCAAAAAGAGUUUGCAAUAAUGUAUAAACCAUUUUGUAAUUUUGUGUGUAUGGAUGAUAAGCACAAAUUGAAAGUUGGGGAGCCUGGAUAUCCAGUUGCAACUGUGGAAAGGGGGAAGCAGGUCAUUGUCGCCAUGGGGAAAAAAUUUGAAGUUGCUGAUCACGACUUCACAAAAUUUUCAAUAACUCCUAGUGUGAAUUUAUUUUCAGAGAUUCCAGAUGAAAUUGAAAAAACAUUUUAUGGUGGGCAAGUGUUUGUUGGUGUAAAAGAAACAGCAUUUCAAUCUUCUUCCCCAUGGCGGCAUGCAACUGAAAUGUCUAAAAUUUUGAAAAAUUCAUUUCUAGAAAAUGGUAUGAUUAAGCCCAUUUUAAUUUUUUACAGUGAUGGAGGUCCCGACCAUAGAUUGACAUAUGUUUCUGUUCAAAUGUCCUUGAUUUGCCUGUUUCUUAUAUUUGAUCUUGAUUUGAUUUGUGUAGCUAGAACCCCUCCACAAAAUAGUUGGAAAAAUCCAGCAGAAAGAAUUAUGUCCAUCUUGAACUUGGGUUUCCAGUCAGUAGGACUGAUGCGUGAAAAAACAGAGCAUUAUGAAAAACAAUUAGAUUCUGUAAAUUCAUUAGGUGAAAUUAGAAAACUAGCAGAAAAAUAUCCUACGGUUGAGGAAGAGGUUUUAGACUCAGUAGAGCCUGUUCGUAUUUUAUUGUCAAAUGUAAUAACUAGGCUCAAAUGGAAAGAUAAAAACUUAAAGGUCUUUGAUCCAGCAACAGAGGGUGAAAUAUUUGAUUUCAGACGUGAAAUAUUAAAAAUAGACCAGGAUAUUAAAGUAACAGAUAGUACUCAGCAGGAUAUUAAAAAAAGAAAAUUGUUUAUGAGUUUUUUGAAUGAUCAUUGUAAAAUUGCUCAGUACAUUUUUAGUGUAAAAAAAUGUGGUAAAACGUCAUGUCAUGUUUGCAAAAAACCUCGUUUAAGUAAUGAAAUGUUUGAAAGUCUUUAUCAUCUUCCGGACCCAGAGCCGCUUAAUUGUGACAAGUAUAAAUCAUUUGAUCAGUUAUAUGGAAAGCCAACAUCAGAAAAAUAUCGACCAUCACUCACUGGCAAACCAUCAUCUGAACAUGGAUUACCAUUUUCUCCAUCUUCUCAGUACGCUAAGAAUGUGGAAAUGGUUGUUCUAUGUUCAGAUUGUGAUAAACCUAGAGUACUCUACUCCAAAAAGGUAGUAAGGGGUGUCAGAAGGACACAAUUAGUAAACAGUUUAACUGAUAUUCAGUACACAUGUGGUUUCUCAUUUGAUGAGUUAGAUCUUGAAGAAGAAACCCAUGUUUUGAAAACUGUGUUUGUACGAAAAAACAUUACAUGUAACUGUACUGUAGAAUUAACUUAUUAUUCUGCUGGUUUUGAAGAUGUUUGUUUCUUUUGUGGAACUGAUGAGCUUGAACCUGCUGAAGCAGGUGAUGAAGAUGAAGCUAAUGAAUAUUAUCCUAUAUGUACUGGUUGUAAAGAGAAUGGUAAAAAACUUGUCGAAAGACGUACUAGGAACAAAUUUAAUCCUAAAUGA
Mytilus californianus (California mussel) is the source of this 1640-nucleotide messenger RNA. RefSeq lists its product as uncharacterized. Bases 21 to 1640 code for a protein of 539 amino acids. The transcript has a single exon. The record is from RefSeq and is a predicted model, not a curated record. Lineage: Eukaryota; Metazoa; Mollusca; Bivalvia; Mytilida; Mytilidae.